Molecule: messenger RNA, 1461 nt
Organism: Teleopsis dalmanni
Lineage: Eukaryota; Metazoa; Arthropoda; Insecta; Diptera; Diopsidae
Exons: 1
Coding region: 1-1461 (486 amino acids)
Source: RefSeq, a predicted model, not a curated record
AUGCAGAUCAACAAAAGAAAGAAGAGAGGCGCAAUUGAUUUAGUGGGUAACAUUGCGAAUGCAGUAUUCGGCGUUUUGGAUUCAGAAUACGCUAAAAAUAUGGCGCAGACGAUUCAACAACUAAAAAAUGACGACAAACAUUUGCUUAACCUUUUAAAAAACCAAACUUCAAUUUUAGAUUCUACUCUAAAUAUCAUGAAACGAAAUCAGCAGCAGUAUCAAACAACCUUUGAAUUAACAGUCGAGCGAUUGAACGUUGUAAAGGCAAAAAUGUUAGAAGAGGACAAGGAAAUUUAUAAUUUAAAACUCCACCAACUUUUCACUGCAAUUUCAACUCAACUACUAAGUGUAACAACAAGUAUUCAAUUUUACGAAUCAGCAAUUUUAGGAGUGUUGACCGACACAAAUCAUGGUAAAAUCAGUCCACUUCUCCUGACGCCAAAGCAACUCAUGAAUGAGGUUACCACAAUGAGGGAACAUCUCAGGUCAACAAUGCAGUUGCCGGUUAACAUGAGCAACAUUUCUGAGCUAUAUUCUCUUAUGACAGUCAGCAGCGGUUUAUUUGAUACCAAAAUGUUGUUUCAAAUAACUCUACCACUAAUCAAUGAUCAGUCCUUUGAUUUAUUCGUUGUUAUUCCCGUUCCAGGGAUCAUAAACGGAGAAUACGUGACAAUCACACCAUGCACGUCUAUGAUGGCAUUCAAUACUCAUAGGAAUGGAUACUUUCCGAUUUCAGAAAUACAGUUGUCACAAUGUGUGUCUUCAAAAAAUGAUGUCUUCAUCUGUUCAGAUACACAAGAAAUAUAUUCUCUUGAAUCAGGCAAGUGCACUUGCGAAGUAAAUCUAUUUAAUAAUAGUACAUCAUCUUGCACUUGGCAAAGUUUCACAAGUAAUACCUUAUGGAUCCAGGCUGUUGCGCAAAAUCAAUGGAUGUUCGUCGCAAGAAACCCUGUAAAGCUAAACGCAGUAUGUGACAAUGAGCAUUCUCAGGUGAAAUUGCAAAAUACAGGUUUACUUGAGCUCCCACCAGGGUGCAUACUCUCACAUCAUACGGCAACAAUAACCAGCCAUUACACAAUGACUACUCGCUUAAAAUAUUCCCACACAAGCUUCCAUUCAAGCCCAAUAGUGACAGCGAUUCCUCGGCAAUCAUCUCUAAAGUUGAAAAACAUCAGCAUGGAGACAGCUAACGAUGAAAUAACUAGUUUGAAGGCAUCUUUAAAUAUGAUAAGGUCUCAGGAAGAACUGCCGAACAAUGCACUAUCGCAGCACCAACACCAUUUCAUUGUGGAAUAUACGGCAUUUGGUCUCAGCGUGCUCAUAUUCUGCAGCAUAAUCGGUCGAUAUUUAUUCCGAAGAAAUACACACCGUCACAGGAUUGGUACACCCCACCCACAACCACGAAGACGAGUUCAAGAGCAACAUGCAAUGUCCGAGGUCGAAGUAGCAGAAGAGGAUUGA